Saccostrea echinata is the source of this 1427-nucleotide messenger RNA. Its product is annotated as con-Ins Im2-like. Bases 240 to 770 code for a protein of 176 amino acids. Gene Ontology annotation, cellular component: extracellular region. Lineage: Eukaryota; Metazoa; Mollusca; Bivalvia; Ostreida; Ostreidae. The record is from RefSeq and is a predicted model, not a curated record. Gene Ontology annotation, molecular function: hormone activity. The transcript has 3 exons.
UCUACGGAGUUCGGAGUAUUGUAAUUCUUUGUUUCCAAUAAUCUUUUAGACAUUAGAUAUAUAUCCAGGCUUGAUCACGCGUCUGGUAAGGAUUAUUAGAAUCGACUGCCGCGGCUUCUCUCCGUCUUUCGUUGCUCAGCACGCGCAGGAGAUACAUCGGAGUGGAGAGGUCCCCUCCAUUCGGGAUCCUCUAAUGUCGUAGACUGUCCCUAGGAGGAGGAGGCGCACCGAACAGACUUAUGUCUUACAAAGACUGGUGCACCAUGCGGGAAAACAUGCCAGUAAAACGGACACAUCAAAUUUUUAUACUCCUGUGUCUACAUUUCACUAUUGUACAUUCAUACUUUGAGCGUGUGUGCGAUUCACGGACCGAGCAGCGGGGACCGGAUCCGGAAGGAAUAUGUGGAGGCAUGAUACCGGAAAUGCUCCAUUUGGUAUGUGAUGGGGAAUAUUACGUACCCUCACAUGCAAAGCGUGAUGUAUCAUCACGUUCCCAUAAACAAGAAAAUAAUGUUGAUUUCCCACGUUAUUCGCCUUUAGAAGGACUAAUCCUCGGCAAAAGAGAGGCCUCUAUGUAUUUAUCAAACGAGCACUCCCGAACCAAGCGAAAUACUUAUACAGGCAUUGUGUGCGAAUGUUGUUAUCACAGUUGCGAUUAUUUCGAACUUUUGCAGUAUUGCGCAGUUAGGAAAAAGAGAGAUACCAAACCCGACUCAAUUUCAGCGAAUUCUCACAAUUCUGGAAUAACGGUUGACAAGUUAUCAAAAUAGUAACAAAUAAAUCCGGAUGUAUUAUUUGAACGACAGUUAUUUUUAUAAUAGGGCAUUUAAAACUUUUAAGAUAUGCUGAGAAUCUCGUUUUAUUUUGCUUAUUCUUUUAUUUGAGUGAUACGUCAUUCAUGACGGCCAUUCUUUAGGUUACAUUGUACGAUUGAAAACAAAGUGUUUUAUUUUUUUGCUAAGUGUUUGGCGGAGAAGAUGUAUGGGCGAUGGAUAUCUUCAUUGUCUCAGCGAUGAAUGUCAUCAGUUUCAUCAUUGUCCAUUGUUCGCUUCAUGUAAAUUUCAGCGUAAUUGUAUACUGUGCCUUAUGUAUGAGUUCGUAAGAGAGAGAAAAACAAUUGGUCCCAUACCGAUUUCUAUUUAGAAUUGUCGAUUUCUUAUAAGAGUUGUCGAACUUUAUGAUUUUGAAUUAUCUACCUUUUUCAAAUAUUUUGGACAUGUUUGUUUUAAUUAAAACGAUUUCAUGGUCCAGAUAAGAGGCUGAAAAAAACAUAUAUAGUAAAUGUGAAUUUUAUUUGUUUUAAAUUACUGUUGAUAUUUUUUUGUUUUACUUGAAAGUUGUGUUGACGAUCUGAAUAGAAAUGGGUGAAACUGUCUCUCUUUGCCACCAACAGUGUACUUCUGGCAAAUAAAGCUGGUGUAAUCUUG